Molecule: messenger RNA, 3148 nt
Organism: Limulus polyphemus (Atlantic horseshoe crab)
Lineage: Eukaryota; Metazoa; Arthropoda; Merostomata; Xiphosura; Limulidae
Product: TBC1 domain family member 31-like
Exons: 9
Coding region: 2150-3082 (310 amino acids)
Cellular component (GO): centrosome
Source: RefSeq, a predicted model, not a curated record
UUUAAUCCCUAAUAAAAUAAAGUUGACCAAGCUACAAAUAUUUUCUUUCCUGUCUUAACAGCUAAAAAUAAAAGAGGUAAAGCUAGGCUUGAACUGGCCGACUUAUGAUUUGAAUGAAUGUCAGAUCCUGCAUGCAAAAAUCCUAGAUAUCUUGCAACACCUCAACUUUUGCAAUCAUUUUCUGAGUGACAAUUUCUGAAAAACAUGCAAAUUAUUGUCUAGAAUUGUAAUGGGAGAAUUAUUUUGAGAAAAUUUUGGGAAAAGAAAAACUGCGGAUAAUUGUGACACUCGGUACAAACUGUAGAGAAGUUAGGUUAAGCACACCUGACUCAUAGAGUUGAAAAUAUUUGUCGAGGUAUGUGUCAGUGAAGUCCUGAGUGUCUCAUUUCUAAGCAACAUCAUGCUGACCAUAAAUGUUCUAUGUCAGGCCUCAACAAAUAUUUUCAGAUCUAGGAGCCAGGUGUGCCUAACCUAACUUCACUGACACAUACCUGCAACACAUUUAUAUGUGUAUUGCCAUAGAGAACUUUUUGUUCUCAUUUUUACUCUGAAGCAGAAAAACGGCAAUAUGGUACAGUAGUCACAUGUAUGCUGUGAAGAUCACAAAUACUGGUUAGUGAAUAGUAUGUCUGCAUACACCAGAAUUGUCAUACAUAGGUAAAGAAGAUUAAGUGUGCGGGUUAAUUUUCCACAUGUGAAAAAUCUGUAAUCUGAAGAUUAUGAUGGAAUGAACAUCGGUAAAUAUUGUUUAAAUUGUUCAUGUUCAUCUAAUGUAUUAAUUAAGCAUGAUUUCUGCUAGAAAAAAGCAGAGAGCAACAAUAUUAAUUUAUUCUUUUUUUUUUACUCUAAAACAUUUUUUUUUGAAUUAUUUACCUGUGUUAUAGAAGUGUUGGUUGUACAAAUCCAUAGGUGGCAAUGUUGUGUGGUUAACAUUGGACUAAGUUAAAAGUCCAGUAAUGAUAAGGCAAUGAAUCACCAUUCCUGUUUAGGAGUUACUGUACUUUGAGUAUUUUGACACCAUCAAUAUCAAAUAAGGUUUUGAAACACAGUUCCCAGAACUUUCCCUGCUUUGAAAACACAGUAAGGUAAGUUUUAUCAUCUUGUUGACAGUAUAAUGGUUACAACAAGAAUUGUCUAAAGUAUUAUAAAAUGCUUAUGUUACAGCUUUGUAGAAAGUCUGGGCCAACCCAUUAAACUUGUUAGCUAUUUGAAUGUUAGUCAGUAAGCUCUGAAAAUACAGUGGGGUAGGAUUUACCGGCUUGUUUACACAGUACAAUAGUUGCAACAAGAAUUGUCUAAAGAACUAUAUAAAAGUGAGAGAAAAUAUUUAUGAUACGGCCCUGUACAUAGGUGUAUCCGAUCCAAUAAACUUGGACGGUUGGGAUUUAGUGGUAAUAUAGGUGUGAAAGUGCUUAUGAACAUCCUGUUUCCUAUUUUACCAUGCUUAGACAGUAAUCAAUAAAUGAAUUGUUUCUACUAUUUUCUAAGGUACAUAUAUAUUAAUAUUAUAUAAAUAUAAAUAUUUUACUUUCAGUUAUUUUUCUUGAAACAUAUAACAGUAAAUAAAAAAAUAUUCACAAAACAAUGAUCUCUAGUAGUUGCAUUGUUUUGACAUUCUUUUUUGCACUCAUGAGUUGUACUUGCUAACUCUCAUUGUAAGCCUUGUCCAAAUUCAGAUGUCCAUGUUGAAAAAAAUUAUUAUUUUCUUACUUUAUAUAUGCAUUUUUGAAUAUAAAAAAAUUAUAAUUGAUUAUACCAAUACAACAAAAACUAUUGUAAUUUACCAGGCUUGCUAACUAUGCAGUAUUUGGGUCUAAACAUUUUUUUUCUGUUUUGAAUAUAGCAUUGGUCAUAAUACUUCAAACUCUCCAACAAUAAAAGAGCUUUUUUCUUUUAAAUAACUUACAAAGACUAACAGAAUUAUAUAGAGGAAAUAUAGAGCUUGUGAUUGGUUAUUAACCUGUGAGUAUAAAAAAAGCAGGUGUGUAAAUAAACAAGUCUUCUCAAAUGAUGAAGUGGUGGGCAGAGCCAAUAUGGUGGAUUCAAUAAAUAUUAUGAUAUCUAAGCCGAUAGAAAAGGUUAAAACAGAAAAGCUAUAUCAAGUAGUUAGGAUCUUUCUCUUAAGUCUGAAUAGCAGCAGAUAAUUGUAAUGUCAAAAGACAUUGAAAAUUACAAGGCGGUAUUACAGGAAAGUCUAAAUUUGGUUAAUCUUCGAUCUAUAGUUCAGUUCUAUGGAAAAUUUCCAGACAGAUAUCGGUUGAAGAUAUGGCAAUUGUUAUUGCAAAUCCCAAAAAAUCAAGCUGUCUUUAAAACAUUAUUAAGUCAAGGUCAUCAUAAAGUAUUUUUAUUACUAGAUCAACAGUAUCCAGUACCAAGUGGUGUCCUUCGUAGAGCUUUCCACAGAACUCUCUCCCUACUUGCCAAUUGGAGCCCUCUACUAGCUGAAGUGACAUUUCUGCCCUAUCUUGUUUUUCCUUUUGUGAAACUCUUUCAUUCAAACCUUCUUGUUUGUUUUGAAGUAGUGGCCACUUUCCUCUGUAACUGGUGUGAAAAUUGGUGUUGCUUUCUUCCUUACCCUCCUAUCAAUGUACUAAAUGUAGCUGAGAAUGUUUUAGCUUACCAUGACAGAGACCUACUACUCCAUUAUGUCAAACAUGGAAUUACUGGAGAGGUUUACAUCUGGCCUCUACUUUACACAGUGUUUUCUGAGAUCGUAGAAAAAGAUCAGUGGUUACAAUUAUGGGAUCACAUUUUUUCCAAUCCACCAUGUUUCAUGUUAUACUUGUCUGUAGCUUUGAAUAUUGUAGCGAGGAAGAGGCUAAUUGUCCUUACUCAUUCUGACCAGAUCAAAGAUUUCUUUGAAAAUGAAAACCUGUAUCAGGUGAACACUAUGAUUCAAAAAGCAUAUUAUAUACAGCAGAACACACCACUAGAUUUGACACCAGAGUCUAUUAUUCCAACAGAGUUUCUACCUUUACUAAAAGGAAACUAUUCAAGGAUAUUCAACCCCAAAAGGAGUCUAUCUAUUCAGCAAAUGUCUCGAGACACCAUUCUACCUACUGGAUAUUCUAUACAACUAUAAAGUUUGCAGUGUUUGUAAGUUUCGAUUUGUAUAAAUAAAAUUUGUUUCAUUAUUUGCUACCUCAAA